Molecule: messenger RNA, 1305 nt
Organism: Zymoseptoria tritici IPO323
Lineage: Eukaryota; Fungi; Ascomycota; Dothideomycetes; Mycosphaerellales; Mycosphaerellaceae
Exons: 4
Coding region: 1-1305 (434 amino acids)
Source: RefSeq, a predicted model, not a curated record
AUGCCGAAACCUGAUCAGACUGACUACACCUGGAUGAAAAAGUUGGUCAACGUCAAAGCCUCAGACUGGGGUGUUGAGUACGCUACGGAUCGAGGCUUCCUGGAGAUCUUGAAGUGCUACUUCACUUGGGAGAACUCGGUUGUGGGCCUAGUGCAUGAAGAGGCAUUUUGGCAAGGACUGGCAGUUGGCGGUUCCGACUGGUGUAACAUGUGCUUGGUGCACAGUAUCCUGGCAAUGGGCACGAAAGUGUAUGGCAUGUUCCACAUCGACAGCGUCGGCGAGCCGGAGCGAGCGGCACUGAACGAAGCGAUGCUGUUAUGGGACGAGCAAGUACGGUCACCAAUUCCUGCCAAUAUAUCUGCCGGUCUAGUCAUGCGUGAGACACUGGCGUCGAAUGGGGAGGAUCUUUCGGGUCAACCCUACCUCGAAGAAGCCAUGCAUCUCGCUUCUCGGUCCGGUCUGUUCGACCCUUCACGCGCAGUCCAUAUGUACGAUCAGACUCAACCCGGUCAGACGAGGCAGCGAGCUGAAUUCGCUUGGGCGGUGUAUGCACAUCAUGGUAUGCUAAGCAGCAAAUUCGCGGCUCGAGCCGCUCUCUGGCGAGUUGGGAAUUCCAUCAUCCCUCUCCUCCACAACAUCAGCGAGGACCCCGGCUCGAUUGAAGUCCACUGGCCAGAGACCGUCUCCUUGUUCAAUCAGCUCGAGACAUGGUUUGCGAACCUCGAACCUCGCAUGAAUACCUUGCACGCCACACCUCCGCACAUCCUCUGGUUACACGCCGACUACCACCGCUGCACAAUCGACCUCUUCCACCCCUUCCUCCCCAUCCACCCCCCCACCUCCCUUGCUCACACUGCAACAUCCCACUCCACGACCCAACUCCGCCUCCUAACCCACCAAAUCGAACUUCAAUACCCCCGUUUCCCCAUCGCGUUCUCCGCACUCCUCAGCCCUGUACUUCACGUCGCAACCUCUACCUUCCCCGAAGCAGUGGCUCUCGGGCCCGACGGCGACGAGCACUUCUACCUCUGUCUCUGUCUGCGUCUCAUGGCGCGUAUGGCGGGUGCGUACCCGGUGAUGAGAGGACUGAUGAGAGGUCUGGUCGGCCAGGCAGAGGGUAGUGGGAUGGAAGUUCCAGCCGAGGUGCGUGAGAUUGUGAGGAAAAUGGAGAAAGCGGCAAAAGGACUGAAGGAAGGGGAGAUGGAGGAGAGAUUUCCGGUCUUGUUGGAGUUGUCUGAGUUGGAGGGGGAGAGGUCGGACGGACGGGGUUUGGUGGAGCAGGCGGGAAGAUUGUCUAUUAUUUGA